AUGGUUGCGGCUCUGACGGGAACUGCUCGGGGAGACAACGACCCGAAAAGGUAUGUUCCGCCUGUUAUGCCGCCUGUUGUGGAGCAAUUACCCCGCGACUACACUUCGAGCGGGGCGGUUUCUACGAAAAGAGAGUGGGCUUUCAUGUCUGAAGACUCUCUUGUUGUAUUCAAAGACUCCCCUGGUCUUCUCAAUCUUGUCGGGGCCAAGAUUAUAGCUGAUUCAGCUGAUUUCGCUGGCGUUCAUCAUGCAGCUCGGGCACUAGCCGAGGACUUUGGUCGAGUUGUACGAGGCAAACCAAGUUCAUUUGAAUUGGUACAAGAAGGCCGCCUAGAAGCACCGGCCGCUAUUAUCAUCGGGUGCAUAGAAUCAUGCUGGAUGAUUCGGGAGCUGGAGCAGGCGGGGAAGAUUGAAACUGCUACAAUUCGAGGCAGGUGGGAAUCUUUCAUCACUUGUGUUGUUGAUGACCCGCUUCCUGGAUGUGCUAGGGCCUUGGUGAUUGCUGGGAGUGAUAAGAGAGGAGCAAUCUUUGGGACAUACACCCUCUCAAGCCAAAUUGGAGUAUCACCCUGGUAUUGGUGGGCAGAUGUCCCUGCGCAGUUCCAUCCGGAGAUAUAUGCGCGUCCAGUACGCACUACUCAGGGCGAGCCGAGCGUCCAAUUCCGUGGAAUUUUCCUCAAUGACGAAGCACCGGCACUAACAGGCUGGGUGCUGGAGAAUUUCGGAAAAUACAACAGCAACUUCUACAAGAAAGUCUACGAGUUGCUUCUGCGAUUAAAAGCAAACUUCAUGUGGCCCGCGAUGUGGCCGGGGUAUCCAAACCCUGGUGCUGUAUUCUUCUUGGACGAUCCAGAGAAUCAACGUAUCGCAGAUGAAUAUGGAAUUUGCGUUUCCACUUCCCAUCACGAGCCAAUGCAGCGUGCUUCGACUGAGUGUUCUUCCGCGAAGGCGUCCAGCGUGCAAAAGGGCCUCGAAUCAUAUUUCACUCUAGGCAUGCGCGGUGAAUAUGAUAAGCAGAUGGUUACUGAUGAUCCGGGUGCUGUCAUGCGAGAUGUCCUGCGAGAACAGCGCGCUCUUUUCAAGGAAGUACAUGGUCGUGAAGAUGCGGUACCUCAGGUACUGGCACUGUACAAGGAGGUGCAGGAUCUCUAUGAAGCUGGAGAAUUUACAGUUCCAGAGGAUGUGACGCUUUUAUUCGCGGAUGACAACUUUGGAUCUUUGCGUCGCCUGCCAUCAGGGGAGGAGCAGAGCAGGUCUGGAGGUGCAGGAAUAUACUACCAUUUUGAAUACGUUGGCGCGCCACGGAGCUACAAGUGGAUCAACUCAAACUCAUUGGGUAAAAUCUAUCACCAGCUGUCUCAAGCAUAUCAGAGAAAUGCCCGAAAGAUCUGGGUCUUUAACGUUGGCGAUAUUAAGCCAAUCGAGGCCCCCCUUACGUUUGCGAUGGAGAUGGCAUGGAACAUCGACUCGGUCCAAAUGAAUACCAUUCCUCAGUUUUUGGGAAGAACCGCGGCCAGUUACUUCAAAUCCAGCUUGAGUCUUGAAAUUGUCUCUAUUUGGCAUGAAUACGAUCGACUCGUGCGCAUGCGAAAACACGAGCACAUUGAUCCGGAAAGCUUUGCCUUGCUACACUACAAUGAAGCCGACAACAUUGUGACUCGAUGGCAGAACCUGGAGUCACAGGCACAGUCAGUAUACGAACAAGUAUCUGAAGAGCAGAGACCGGCAUUCUGGGAGCUUGUCGUUCACCCGGUAAAGGCAAGCUCUAUAUUCACCCAAUUGAGGGUAGUUCAAGCUCGAAACCAGCUUUAUGCGCGCCAACGGCGGAACACAGCAAACAAACUUUUGCGUCAAGCCCUUGACCUUUUUGAUGCGGAUUUCAAGCUAUCUCAAGAGUUUCACUCGCUCCUCGAUGGAAAGUGGAAUUACAUGCUAUGCCAACCGCACAUGGGAUAUGGAGAUACAUGGCACGCGCCUUCGCGUGAUGCCAUCUUCGGUCUCGCAUACGUGCAGCGACAUCAAAAUAGCAAUAUAAUUGUUGGGCAGAUGGGAGUUGCAGUGGAGGGUCAUGAAGGUGUUAGAGCUGGACGAAUUAAUGAGGAGAGUGAGCGAACACAUCCAAGUCGACGGGAUCUUGUUCCAGGGCUCACACUUGGCCCCGUGAGUCGAUAUGGUCCGACCAAGAGAUGGUUUGAUAUUUUUACCAGAGGCACGCAAAUUAUUCAUUGGAGCGUCUUUGCUCCUCAUUCCUGGAUUCAGCUUUCUGAAACAGCAGGCACCUUGUUUCCCGAUGGCGGUGAUGUGCGCGUUUGGAUAACGGUUGACUGGGAGCAGGUCCCGGUGGAUUUCGAUGACGAGGUUUUGAUCAGUGUUUUAUCUAAGGAAGGAGACUUUGAACAUGUUCAUCUGCCUCUGAAUGGUCAGAAAGCCCCUGAAUCGUUCUGUGGCUUCGUCGAAUCGGAGGGCUGUGUAUCUAUCCCCGCUUCAGGGGUGGAGACUAACGCACCAUACCAGCAUCAUCCAGAACUUGGCCGUUCAAGCGAGGGAGCGGUGACUAUUGCGGGACUCGGCUUUGGAGACGAUGCUUCUGUGCCAUGCCUUGAGUACCCGGUCUACACCUUUUCGACGUCCUCGCCAACCUUGACUCUGAUCUUCAACAUGACUCUUGAUAUCGACCCCGCUCAUCCUAUGUCCUACGAGUUUGCAAUUGAUAACGAGCCCACACAGAGUCAUCUGUUGCUGCCAAAAUCUCAAGAGAAAAGAGAUAAACUUCCAGCUGAAGGCUGGCUGGACGCUGUCAUGGAUUGCGUUUGGAAACGCGAUCACGCUCUCACCAAGCUUGAUCCUGGCGCUCACAUCAUCAGAGUCAGGUUAAAUCACUCAAAUUUGCUGUUGGAGAAAAUCGUGUUAGAUCUUGGUGGAUUGAAAGAGUGCUACCUCGGACCUCCACCCAGCAUUUUAAUCGCUUAG
Penicillium cataractarum is the source of this 2970-nucleotide messenger RNA. RefSeq names its product glycoside hydrolase family 115 protein. Lineage: Eukaryota; Fungi; Ascomycota; Eurotiomycetes; Eurotiales; Aspergillaceae. The record is from RefSeq and is a predicted model, not a curated record. The transcript has 6 exons. The coding region runs from base 1 to 2970 and encodes 989 amino acids.